Molecule: messenger RNA, 3768 nt
Organism: Scatophagus argus
Lineage: Eukaryota; Metazoa; Chordata; Actinopteri; Scatophagidae
Gene: gk5
Product: glycerol kinase 5
Exons: 17
Coding region: 320-1912 (530 amino acids)
Biological process (GO): glycerol metabolic process; triglyceride metabolic process; glycerol-3-phosphate biosynthetic process
Cellular component (GO): mitochondrion
Molecular function (GO): glycerol kinase activity
Source: RefSeq, a predicted model, not a curated record
UACGAAUUGCGCAUGCGUGUACUGUACUACGGGUGCCCAUUGGGUUUUUGAGGCUAAAGAGAUUCAGCAACAACGAUUUACGGAAUAUCUCCUCUAUAGAUACUUGAUUGUAUGACCUUCUCUGCUAUGAGCGCAUAAUGGGUAGAACGGGAACUGAACUGGAAUCCACAGUUCGAAGGUCAGGUUACAACCUCAAAGCGACAGAUCACCCUAACGGGAGACACCAUCCAUUCAGGCUGUGAACAAGCCCAGUAGGAGUAGACCAUGGAGAGUGUGGGAUUAAUUUGAUUUGAGGGAGACUAAGACAAAGUUUUCCAUAAUGGGGAGUCAGAGGAACGGUUUCAAGAAGGAAUGUUUCAUUUUGUCGGUGGACGUCGGAACAACAUCAAUUAAAUGUCACGUCUAUGACAAGGAGGCAAAAAUCCGAGGAUCAUGCAGCACUAAGGUUGUUCCCUUGUAUCCAGAGACAGGACAUGUGGAGAUGGACCCUGAUGCAUUAUGGACAGGGUUUAUCACUGUGGUCACGAGAGCUGUGCAAGAUGCAGGAGUACAAAUGCGUCAGAUAGAGGCACUUGGCAUCUCCACUCAACGAGCCACCUUCACAACAUGGGACAGGAGAACUGGGGUUCCUUUCCAUAACUUCAUCAGCUGGCAAGAUCAGAGAGCUGCAGACCUGGUAAAGUCCUGGAACAGGUCCUGCACAAUGAAGGCGAUCCAUGGUGUCAUGAAGGUGGUCUACUACCUGACCAGGCAGAAACGGUCGCUUGCAGCGAGUCUUAUCGUCUUCUCCGCUCAACAUGUCACCUUCCGCCUUGUCUGGGUCCUAACACACUACAAGCAGGUUCGUCAAGCACUGGCUGAAGGCAACUGCUGCUUUGGAACAAUAGACACCUGGCUCUUGUUCAAACUCACGAAAGGACAAGUCCAUGCCACAGAUUACUCUAACGCCAGUGCAACAGGGAUAUUUGACUCCUAUCAGAUGUGUUGGAGUGGCUUUCUCUGUUCUCUUGUUUCUCUGCCUCUCUCUAUUUUCCCCAAAGUAGAAAAUACAGGGCAUAACUUUGGUUCCACAGACUCAUCAAUCUUCGGAGUGCCCAUUCCUAUCAUGUCAGUGAUAGCAGACCAGCAGGCAGCCAUGUUUGGAGAGUGCUGCUUUGAUGUUGGUGAUGUUAAAAUCACCAUGGGAACGGGCACCUUCGUGGACAUCAACACCGGGAGGAAACCACACACGUCGGUUGCCGGUCUCUAUCCUCUGGUGGGGUGGAAGAUUGGCUCAGAGGUGGUGUAUCUGGCAGAGGGCAAUGCAGCUGACACGGGCACUGCCAUCAAAUGGGCACAGGAGCUGGAGCUCUUCACUGAUGUCCAGGAGACCAGUGACAUGGCUUCCAGUGUCAGUGACUCAGACGGAGUGUGUUUUGUCCCGUCCUUCAGCGGCCUACAGGCUCCUCUGAAUGAUCCCAAAGCUUGUGCUUCUCUGAUGGGCCUCAAACCUUCCACGACUAAAAGUCACCUUGUCCGUGCCAUUCUAGAGUCUGUUGCCUUCAGAAACAAGCAGCUGUAUGAGAUAAUGCUGAGAGAAACUCACAUUCCCAUCACAAAGAUCAGGGUGGAUGGUGGUGUUUCCACCAACGACUUUGUCAUGCAGCUGACCGCAGACCUGUUUGGCAGAAAGGUAGCCAGACGCCAACACUGUGAAAUGUCAUGUUUAGGGGCUGCGUUUGUUGCGGGACUUGAAGUCGGAUUCUGGAGGACCAGGGAAGAGCUGAAGAAGCUGCAGGAUUCUGAUGAGGAGUUUUUGCCCCGAGGACCACCCAAGGAGGGUGUUUCUAGUCCAGGUGGGGAGUACGUCCCUGUCCUCCAGUACUGGGAAAGAGCUCUUCGGCGCUCUAUGAAUUGGUACAGCAAGCCUUGACACUGGAUGCACACACAAGAUCAAAUGGAAACAUGGAAGCAUGAGUUUUGAAUGCACAUGAAAGCAGACUGUUCACCUUAAACAACAAACUGUUCAUAUAGUAAGGAAUUUAUUUUUUAUUUUAUUUAACCAGGAGGAAAAUGUCACUUUUUUUCUCAGGGGUGUCCUGGCCAAGACAGGCAGCAGCACAAUCACACGGUUGCAGAAAUAAAGCAAACAUUUCACGGUUUAAUAUGAAAACGGUUAACAAAUCACAGAAUCAUAAAAUGUCCAAAAACAUGAACAUUCGAAACCUUUACAGCCAGAUGUUCUUGCUUCCAAGUCAUUUAGAAUCACUUUAAAUGCAUCCAGUGAGGCCACCUCCUGAAGUCCCUUUUUCCCAGAUCAGAACGGGCUUCAGGUUAUAGGAGACAUUAACUUCCCAUGCAUUUCCGAAAGAUAUACAUGUAGGUAAGGUGGAAGCAGACAUAGUGUAGCCUUAUAAAUAAGAAUAUUAUAAUGGUUUCAUGUACGAGUGGAGAAGGCAGACCCGAGCAUGCAAAGAGCAAUGGUGAGUAAGGGUUUUGAAAUGUGUAAUAUGUGUCAGUGCUCUGUUGUAGACAGUAUAACCAUAGUCCAUCACAGACAUGAAGCUGGCAGCAACAGUCUCUGCUUUGCCUCAAAGGAAAACUAGCACUUGUUUCUAAAGUACAAGCCCAGUUUAAAAUUAGAGUUAUGAGCCUUGAAUGUGAGAGAAUCAUCAAUUGCAGUUCCUGGUUAUUUGUGUUAAGACACACACUCAGUCUCAGAACCCUAAAAUGUGGUAAUAGACAACCAUCAACUACAGAUCAGUUCCUCUUCAAAUUAUGGUAUUUAAUCCAGAUGGCAUUAUGCUUUUAUAUUUUCCCACAUGGGGGCGCUAAUGACUGCACACAUCUUUGAACUCGCCAUAGCAACCACAUAUCACAUGUUGAUAAGGACCCGAAGAUUUUAAAAGACACCCAGCAGGUACUCAUCUGAUCUCCUCAAGGUUUACAGAGCUCUAAAUAGGAUGCAGAAUUUUUAAAACAGUUUCAGACAUUCAGACACAGUUUAGUAUUUUUCAACACUCGUCUUUUUUUUGGUAGCUUGAUUUAACAGUAUUUUAACUUUGUCAAUUCAAGAAAAUGUUAGUCCCUUAGAGAAAACAUCCAGUCAUUGUAUGGCUAUUGGAGAUCUUAUUAAUUGUGAUGAUGACAUUGUUCAAAAGCGAUUGGAACAAAAAUUGGUUGUGUGUGUUUUGCUCUGCAGUAAGGAAGAAAGAAAAGAACAGUUUUAGGUAUAUGUGGUAGAUUGUACCAGCUGACAACUCAAACAUAAAUUUCAAACACAGAUUAGCAACCUGUUUGCUCUGUUGGUUAGCUGAUCAGGGCGAUAAGUUUGAAAUGGCCUGACCUAAAACAGAAUUAUGAGUGUGAUACUUUGUUAGUCCAUGUUGUGUUGUUUAUCGUUUAAUUGUUCCACGAGGCACAGCCAUGACGAUGUCAUGUGAUAAUGUUCUGACUCAAGUCUUUUACUUGACCUGAUGAACUCUGACAAAUUUACAAAUAGUAAAAAUGUUCGCAAAUUACCAAGAAAAUGUGAACUGUGAAUCUCAUUUCAGGUGUGUUGUACUAACUGGGUGUUGUUAAAUGUUUUAUUGUGCCUUUCUUUAUCCUGUAAUAUCUUUCUACAUGUACUAAAGGAUUUGUUAUGCAAAGCACUGUGCAAUGCAGAAACUAACACCUCAGACUGAAAUGACAUUCCAUUUCUAACACUUGCACUUCAUUCAGUUCUUGAAUGGCAAAUGUCCUCCCAAGGCGCUGGGAAAUAACAGAUAAUAAAUUUGUGUGAUGAUA